Molecule: messenger RNA, 570 nt
Organism: Blastocystis hominis
Lineage: Eukaryota; Bigyra; Opalinata; Blastocystidae
Exons: 2
Coding region: 1-570 (189 amino acids)
Biological process (GO): transmembrane transport; monoatomic cation transport
Cellular component (GO): membrane
Molecular function (GO): monoatomic cation transmembrane transporter activity
Source: RefSeq, a predicted model, not a curated record
AUGUUCGAACUUGUGUGUAGAUACCUUCAGGACUGCGUAGCACAUGGAUGGCAGAAGGUCGUGCUACCUAUUUGUUGGGUAUGUCUGCUCUGCUACAUUAUCUACAUUCUGGCCACAACCGCAGAUAAAUAUUUCUGUGUGGCCCUGACAGACAUGGUGGAGAAGAUGGGCAUACCGCCUAGUAUCGCUGGUGUCACUUUCCUUUCGUUUGGAAAUGGAGGACCGGAUGUGUUUGCUUUGAUGUCCGCCGUGGUGAGCGGAUACUCCCACAUUGGUAUGGGCUCCAAUCUGGGCGCGGGUCUCUUCAUCACUACGGUCAUCACCGGUGUGGUAGCGUUUAUGAGCGAAUGUCGCGUGAAUCCGCUAUCCUUCUUCCGUGAUCUGAUCACCUACAUCGUGUCGACAGUCUAUUUGGUAGUUGUGUUUUUCGACGGGAAGGUCCACGUGUGGGAAGUCGUGGGCUUCUUCGUCAUCUAUUUCGUCUACGUGGCCAUCGUCAUCAUCUUCCGAAAGCAGUCCGCGGAGGUCUACGAGGACGCUGUCGCUUUGAGGGGCGGACGUGAGGAGUAG